AAAUGGAGAUAUAUUAUUAUCUGAAAAGCCUAAUACAUAAAAUAAAAUAUUCCAUGAUAAUUAGAAUUCUUUGUGGAAAUCUAAUAAUUAUUCGCUACCAUAGUUAGGUGGAAGUUCUUUCUAAUUAAAACCUCCCCGGGAGACCAUUAAAAAACAUAAUACUUAAAAAAAUCAUAAUCAAAAUCUUAGAAUAUCUCAAAGAAAUUUCUUCCAAUUUAAUCUAUAUAUAUAUGUUUUUUGUUGAUAAGGGGUCCUAAAGGUUUUGUUGAUAAUUAAAAUAAAUAAUAUUUUCGAGGAACACACAAAAAAACCCAAAAAAAUGACACCCCAAAAGGGAUUUGAAAAAAAAAAGUAUUUAAAUAUUAUUUUAAGUGGGAUAAAGAUGACGGAGGGCGGAUCUGUGUGCCCCGAAGCCACGUGGUCCUUAGGAGACACCAAUACGGCUCCCCAACGGGCCCCGCGGCCCAAAGCGACAAACCCCGGUUUCUGCCACCCCUCGAUCCGAUUCCCGGUUCGCGUCGCCUCUUUUCGUUUCCCACGGGGCUCGGCGGACGGCGGUGGCACACGAGGACAAUAGGCGACUGCGACCUCCAGCUGUCACCUCCCCACUGUAACCUUCUGCUGAGCCGGCGAUCCUUACUUUUAGGACGAAAAUACCCUCCGCAUUACAUAUACGCGGUCGUUUUUACCUGAGCUUUAGGAAGGGUUACACCGUAAUUUCAUAACAGUGCAAGGGUGAUUUGGUGCGUUGUCCUUGUAUAUUUCCCUGGCAAGCACAUGGCUCCGCUCUCCUCUUUGUUUUCGUGCAUACUAUACAUUGGUGAUCGUAGGCAUAGAAGAAAGGCAGAGGAGCGGAGUGGAGAGGAAGACGCAAGUUUCAUAGUGUUUGCGAUUUGAGCUAACAGGAGAGCAAGAGGAAGAGAGCAGAGAUGGUGAAUUACUGGAAGUCUAAAGUCCUUCCGACGAUCAAGAAGGUGUUUGACAGGAACGGCAAGAAGGCUGCCGCCGCCGAGGCAUGCAAGUCCUUCGACGAAUCGAAGGAGGACAUCAGCAAGGAGUUCGAAGAGAAGAAGACUGACCUGCAGCCCAAAGUUGUGGAGAUCUACGAAGCUUCUGCCGUUGAAAUCAAGACUCUGGUGAAGAAACCGACGGGGUCAGGACUGAAGAAGAAAUCAACUGUUGUGAUCAAGUUCAUCGAGGAACUAGUGAAGAUCGAGUUCCCUGGCUCGAAGCCGGUGAGCGAGGCUGCCGCCAAGUACGGCCCCGGCCUCGUCUCCGGUCCCGUGAUCUUCCUCUUCGAGCAGGUGUCCACCUUACUCCCCGCAGAGGAGCCGCCUGCUCCCGCCGAACCGGCCGUCGAGAGCACCAGCAAGGAUAUUACACCGGAAACCGCGGAGGAGAUCAAGAAGGAAGAGGCUGAGGCGGAGGUGGAAGAGGCACCUGCCCCGGCCGACCCGGCUCCCUCGGACCCCUCCCCGGAGACGGAGAAACCGGCCGAGCCAGCGGCUGAACCCGCCAAGGCUUGAUAUAAACCACCAGCCUCCCGAACCGAUCAUUCCACCGCCACCUCGCCACCACCGCGCACCCAGUGUUUCCAUGAUUUAUUAUUCUUUCUCUUGUCUCUUCGUCAAUUUGCUUCUCUUUCUCCUGUACGUAACUAUGUCUUGGUUUCUCUCAUUUUGCUUUCGGCAAGGGGACAUGCAGGCCAUGUAAUAUCAUUAUUAAGUGCAGUGUGGUGUUAUGUUA
Messenger RNA from Musa acuminata AAA Group (dessert banana), 1746 nucleotides. Its product is annotated as plasma membrane-associated cation-binding protein 1-like. The coding region runs from base 930 to 1526 and encodes 198 amino acids. The transcript is spliced from 5 exons. Gene Ontology annotation, cellular component: plasma membrane. Lineage: Eukaryota; Viridiplantae; Streptophyta; Magnoliopsida; Zingiberales; Musaceae. The record is from RefSeq and is a predicted model, not a curated record.